AUGCCGUCUAAGAAAGUACUGAUCAUCCUCAGCGAUGCACACUCUUUUCCUCUCCAUAAAACCAGUGGAUCCGACGCCGGCAAAAUGGUAGAUCAACCUUCGGGAUUCUUCCUCCAGGAGCUUGCAAAGCCGCUACAGAAGCUGCUCGACGCGGGUCACGAGGUGACUUUCGCCUCCCCCAAAGGCCAAGAGCCUACCACAGACCCAAAUAGCGAAUCGUUACUCGCCUAUGCAGGCAAUUUCUACGAACGCCGACGCGAACUUGAACUCAUCGAACGCAUGAAGCGUGAGAACGGAUUCAGUCAUCCUCUACCCUUCAGUACCAUCAGCAAUGAGAAGUUAGCCACAUUUGCGGGUCUCUUUAUCCCUGGUGGACACGCCCCCCUUCAAGACUUGGGUGACGAUCCAGAGCUGGGGCGGAUCCUGCGGUACUUCAAUAAGGAGAACAAACCUACAGCUGCCAUCUGUCAUGGACCCUAUGCACUAUUGAGUACAAAGAAGACAGGUGAUGGGUCGUUUGUAUACAAGGGGUAUAAAAUUACCUGCUGGAGUGAUACUGAAGAGAAAAUGAUGGAGAAACUAUUUGGUGGGGAGAUCGAGAAAGUCGAGACGGCCUUGAGAAAUGAAGGUGCUGUUAUGGUUGAAGACCAUCAAAUCCCAAUCGAGCAUCACAAGAAGCCCGGCUUGCAGGCUGAAAUGGAGGAUCCAAAACCCACAUCAACACAAAUUCCGACUGAGGAUAAUGGCUACCAGACUUACAAGGCAGCCGGAAAGCUGUCGGGAAAGAGAGCUAUCAUAACCGGUGGCGAUUCAGGAAUUGGACGUGCGGUUGCUAUUCUGUUUGCCAUGGAAGGCGCGUCUAGCUUGAUCACAUAUCUGCCUGAAGAGGAGAAAGAUGCGCAGGAGACAAAACGCCGAGUGGAAGAAGCAGGUCAAAGUUGUUUAUGUCUAGCAACAGACCUGCGGGAUAAGAAGAAUUGCAAAAUGGUGGUCGAAACGGCUCUUCACAACAUGGGCGGCAUUGACAUUCUGGUGAACAACGCUGGCACCCAAACCAUGCUUGACGACAUCAAAGAUUUGGAUGAAGCACAAUGGGAAAGCACAUUUGACACUAAUAUUCAUCCCGUCUUCUAUCUCUCAAAGUAUACGAUCCCUUACCUGAAGAAUGGAUCGACGAUCAUCAACUGCGCUUCAGUCAACCAUUAUAUCGGGCGUCCCGACUUGCUUGACUAUACUUCAACGAAGGGUGCAAUCGUUGCAUUCACCAGAGCGCUCUCUAAUCAGCAAGUGAAGAAUGGAAUACGUGUAAACUGCGUUUGUCCCGGACCAGUCUGGACUCCACUGAUACCAGCAACAAUGACAAGCUCCGCUAUGGAGCAAUUUAGUGGCACUCCGAUGGGUCGCCCUGGACAACCGAGUGAGGUUGCAACAUGCUUUGUCUUCCUAGCAAGUCAAGACAGCAGUUUUAUCUCAGGUCAAAGUUUGCACCCCAACGGUGGAGUCGUGGUGAACGGAUGA
Penicillium arizonense is the source of this 1518-nucleotide messenger RNA. RefSeq lists its product as uncharacterized. Bases 1 to 1518 code for a protein of 505 amino acids. NCBI's taxonomy places the organism in Eukaryota, Fungi, Ascomycota, Eurotiomycetes, Eurotiales, Aspergillaceae. The record is from RefSeq and is a predicted model, not a curated record. Gene Ontology annotation, molecular function: oxidoreductase activity. The transcript has 4 exons.